AUGCCAUCCGGGCCCCAUGCAGGAAAUCGAAAUCGUCCCGCUUACAGCGGCCAACAACGCUUCCGCUUCCCCAAGCAAAUCAUUCAAUUGUUUGCACCCCGCAAGCCCAUUGAGUUUAAGCCGCCCCCGCGGCAGCGGAAGCUCAAACCCAUGACAGGUUUGGGUACAUUCGUCUCCAUGUUUGAAGAUCCAAAAGACCAGAGGGAUACCAAAAUGGCUGAUGGAAACGAGGGCAAGCCUGAAACAUCCUUUGAAACACCUGCUCAAAGAAGACGGCGCGUUCGGAACGAAGCGUUGAGGAAGGUCUCGGAAAUCGUUGAAAAACGACGAGAGGAGUGGGACCCAAAAAGCGACGAUUCUGCAAAGACAAAGAAUGCGUAUAGCACGCUGUUCGUUGCCAAUCUCCCGUUUGCUAUGGUUGAGAAGUCAUUGCGGGAUGUGUUCGAGGUAUAUGGCCCAGUGGCAACUGUUGUCAUGCCAUCAGAUCGAGAGGAGGUUUCGAGAGGCUACGCAUUUGUUGAGUUUGAACGAGAGCGCGAUAUGAAGAUUGCAUGGCGGGAGGCGAACGGGAUGAGGGUAGGAGGCCGUCGCAUUCUGGUAGAUGUGGAAAGGGGUCGAACUGUUGAUGGUUGGCUGCCAAACAGGCUAGACGGUCCGAACAAUGCGUGCACAAGGAAGCGACGGAGUGAGAGGCGGGAGGUAAGGCAAAGACUAGAAAGUUAA
Messenger RNA from Chondrus crispus (carragheen), 723 nucleotides. RefSeq lists its product as hypothetical. Gene Ontology annotation, cellular component: U2-type prespliceosome; U1 snRNP; precatalytic spliceosome. The transcript has a single exon. Bases 1 to 723 code for a protein of 240 amino acids. Lineage: Eukaryota; Rhodophyta; Florideophyceae; Gigartinales; Gigartinaceae. Gene Ontology annotation, molecular function: mRNA binding; U1 snRNA binding. The record is from RefSeq and is a predicted model, not a curated record. Gene Ontology annotation, biological process: mRNA splicing, via spliceosome.